Messenger RNA from Megachile rotundata (alfalfa leafcutting bee), 4594 nucleotides. It is a transcript of the gene chas, whose product is annotated as chascon. The record is from RefSeq and is a predicted model, not a curated record. NCBI's taxonomy places the organism in Eukaryota, Metazoa, Arthropoda, Insecta, Hymenoptera, Megachilidae.
UAUUCUCGUGCUGUUCUAGAUGCUUCUUUUUACCUCGUUGCAUCUUACAUAAGCAGAAUGCAAAAUUCUUUGAACGAGAGUACUUUUAAAUCGUGCAACCACGUCAAUAGCGCCUAUUACGGCUUUACUGUUGACUGUAAACAGAGCGCAUCGAUUGAGUCAUAGAAUCUGUGGUUAAUGUUAACGAUAAUUAUAAGAACGAUUGUAAUCGUUCAACCGCAACGGUAGUAUUAGCGAAAUCAAUGAACGUUGAUUUUUUAAUGUAUGCAAACUCCUUUCCGCUUAUUUCUAGACAACCUUUUUUGGACACCGGACAAGGCACACAGAUAUUAAGAUAUGAUAUUUUGAUUAUGUCCACGGAUGAAUCACUUCACACGCACGCGAUAUAAUGUUAUUCACUUGGAACCUUGCAUUUGCAUAUUAACGACCUCGAAUGUUAAGAACUGGUCUCUGAAAAUGCACCUCCUUUCCAGAUACAGUUUUCACGAUAACCCAUUUUAGGAUACGCGACGCAAAUCUUAUUAAUUAUUUCACUUUACCUUGCUACAGGGUUAUGUUACUAUUUUACUAUUUCAUUAUGCAAUUGCACUAUCUUGCUAACCGAUCAUGUAACUAGUGUUACUAUCUUUCACUUGUUCGUUUAAUUCAAUCGUAGAUCAGGUUCUACUAGAUUACAUAAUGGCGUCUUGUGAUUGAAACACUAUUCUACUAGUUUCAAUGAUAACCAUGCAAAAAGUUAUUUACCAUAUAUGUAACAUAUCGUGAUUCAUGUUUGUAGGACGCCUUAUUAGGAUUCACAUCUUUUGAAUAUAUUGACGAAUCUGUUAGAAUAUUGCGAGAUGACCUGCUGACCAAUUUCGUCGAAUCAUGUCCUCGAUUCUUGUGACCACAUCCCUUACAAGCAUUGUCCCUGAUUGGAUCGUUGUCCUUCCCGCGACAAAGGGAUCCUACAGCCUUAUAGAGGUAUCUGAAUAUUUUAACUGAAGGGAUAUUCUGUCAACUGUACACCUAGAGAAUACAAGAAAAUAACCUAUAAAAAAAUGGAAGCUUAGAAAAUCUAUAGAGUACCAGAACUUUGGGACACUUAAAGAACUUUGUAAAGUGUGAACCUUAGGAGAUGUAUAGAAACCCAGAAGCACUUUGAGGCACUUAAAGAACUUUUUAAAGUUUAUGAAACUUUAGGAAAUCUAGUAGAUUAUAAGAACUUUUGUCAAGCCACCCGAGGGACGUAGGUGUUAAUCUAUAAUCUGGCAAUCCGUAUCGCAGAUUGCCCAUAGAAAGAAAGUAUCAAUCCCUGCAGGAUUCCAGCUUGAUCUCAUCACUGCCGAUAGUUCGGCCGUGCUUCGUGCUGCUCCGGCGAUCUUCGUCUCCCACUGGGAGCCCGAUGCUGGCGGAUCAGUCAGAAAGCGCUCGACGGACGGACAGUAUCGUGUGCGCUGGCCACGACAGCAUGCGCGGGAAUUUUGUUUGUCGCUCGUUCCACGAUCGUUCACGCGACUUGUUUGUCACUCGACGGUGACAAUAAUCAAUUAAUACCUGGUGCACGUUCAAGUUCUGUAGAAGCGAAAGAACACGAAGUCGUUUGAUCCAUUGAAGGAUUUAAGAUCAGCGUCGAUACAGAAUCAGCCAGAACGGGGAGAGCCCGUGCGUAAUUCCAACCGCAAGGACGCGAGUGUUCAAUGGCGUAGGCUGACACUUUUCCCUCUACUGUGCAAUUUUCACGAAUGUUCUAAACCACAUGGAAUUUGAACCAUAUUCCUUAGGUGUAAACUUUUGUCAAUUACAAGUGGACCUUUUGCCUUUGAUCCUGGACACCUUCCUACAGCAAAGCCUUUACCUUUUUAAAGUGUGAACCUUAGAUGGAACUUGCUAGUGAAAAGGGUUCUGCAGUAAAAUUCGUGAGCCGCUUCCUGAACCUCUGAGGACUCAAGCAUGAUCGAAUGAUGGAGGUGAUUUCGACACGCCGGUACGAGGCUCGUCCACCGAUUAUCAUUGACCCUGAGAAUUCUGUGGCUUUGGUCAAAGAAGAGGAAUGGGAGACUCGCAAGAAGAAGGAAAUAACUACCACCCGGCAAAUAGAGACCAGAGUCAAGCGGCAGGUUGUGCUCGAGGACGGAGAGGUUGUGGUAGACUCGGGUCCUUUGGUCACCACCAAUACCACCGAGGAUGUCGAGCAACAAGAACACACCACUCAAGAAAGACGAACAACCGGCGACCAGCCGCAGGAGGUUGAAUGGCCAACAGGUGGAAGGAGUUCCGCGGAUGGCGGUAGCAUAGUCCAAAAGGAAUUAAACGAGACAGUGGUGAGGAGUCGCGAGGAGAUCGAGGAGCGACUGGAAACGGAGGAUCGUCAACAGCUGGGAGAUAUCUCAGACGAGGCGUAUCAGAAAGCGGUGCGAAACAACCGGGGUGAUCUCAGAGUGGCUCUUGCCGAGUCAUCCAAGCAACUGGCGUCGCAAACAGGUCCCAGGGUUGUGCAGCACACGACCAAAUCGAACAAGGUUAUCGACACGGAGAAAACUUUGGAGAGGAAGGAACUCAAGCCUGAUGGACUGAUCGUCACGGAGAGGAAACGGACUGUCGAGCACGAGGAGAUAAAGGACGACGAGGUGCCCGACGAUGGAAAGGAUGUAGAUAACGAGUCGGAGAUCAGAAAGGAGAGUUCUCAGAGGUUUGUCAAGAAAAGGGACGAGGAUAUAGUGGAUUACAUCUCUGGCGGCGAAAGAGUUGGUCGAGAAAUGCGCUACGUCGCGGAGACAACCGAGGGAGAACGAAUCGGCGACUGGACACCAUCACCGACGGCCAUGAGAACUACUCGCUUCCACAAGCAUUCUGGUUUUCCAGGAGAAAACUUUUUAGCCCGUAAGGACGUGUUAACGAAGAAGCCAUUGGACUUCGAGGAGGAAGACGAGGCGAGAAAGUUUGAGACGUCUAAGUGGUUGGAGAGCCACUUCGGCAGCGAAUCGCGUUCCUCUCAUGGUUCCAUCGACGCUGACGACUCUCCUAUUCCGACCAGCACCAACACGAGCUACAUUAACGUUACCAUGAAGUCUUGUACGCCCAAGGAGCGUGAUUAUCAGAAUGCUAAUAGGCGACGUACCGGGCGAGACUCGACGUCUCCUUCUGGGUAUUUUCACGGGAUAAGUGAUUGGUCUGAACGAUAUCAAGGAAGAGAGAGGCAGAAUCAGGUGGGAAGUUCACCGUCGUACGUCGAGACGGUUCAUACGAACGGACAUGAUCAUACAAGGAAUCAAGUCGAGUCGACGUACUCGAAGACAUACGAGUCCGUCCGUCGCGAACACCAGGAAUCGUUUCACGAACGACAGCGUGUACCGUCGCCACCUGUUCGACGGAAGUCCAAGGAGCAGUGGACCAGGGAAGAGAGGACGAGUCUAAACGAUUCGCCAGCCAGAACCUCGAGUCCUGUUCACGUUGUGCAGAGAACCUGGGAGAACCGUAACCGAGAUGUCCACGGAUCCGUCAAACGAGAGGAUCGUAAGAAGUCCAGAUCACGAUCAGCUUCACCGGCAGAGCCUAAUCCACCCAGUGGUAAAAAAUCGAGCGAGAAAUUGAACGAGACGCCCGUUCGUUCUACAAAGAGUUCAGGACAUUCCAAAUACAAGAUUGGCGAGUCGUUCAGAAAACUGGUGGGGAAACUGCGCUCAGCCAGCAGCGAAAGGAAGAACAAGCGCGCCAGUAGCAGCUCUACCUCUCAACUGACCCAGACGGACGACAACGGACCGACUUACAUGCAGUACAACGUGAUCGACAAGAACAUUCCGUUGGUGCACGAGACCGAGGAGAAGCCUCCGGAGAGGCCUCCCAGAUCUCCUAAAAAUGCCAACGGCAAGGUCACGAAAGUGGUCAGAACGAGCGACGCGGUUCAAGAGCAGUGGCAACGCAGCGAAUCGACGCCGCCUGUGCAUAGGUAUUAUCUGGGUGAAGAUCCUUUCGGCGGAAGUAUCUACGGACGCGAGAAAGGGUACCGUGACGCGAGAAGAUCGGGCAAGCCACGGGGUAGGACUAGCGGCGAGACCGAGUACAGCGUCGUGUCCAGUUCCCUCGGCAGGUUUAGCAAGUCCACUAGUCGGCUGGCCAAUGAUCACGAGAGAGAGGACCACUUCAGGACCACGCAAACCUUACCGAGGAAUCUGCACUCCGGUGGACAUGCCCGAACGCAGGCCCACUCCUCGCGACGACCGGCUGCUCCCAGCGGAGUUAAACCAACGAUACAUUCCACUGCUCCGGCCAACCAGUCUCGCCAGUACGGAAGCAUGAUCAAUAUUUCUAUAAGGAACACGAUCACACCUCCGAAGUUCACCGUGCAGAACAAUGUUCAACCUCCUGCUAAGCCGGAAAGGACCUACAAGUCGUCCUUGUCGCGUAGCAAAAGCUUCAACGUGGAAGCGGCUAGAAAUGGCGCGGACACGCCUCCACCGCGGAUACCUUAUACCUCUAACUUGCAACUGAACCGCUUAGAUGAAACGCCGCCUCUUAAGAGUCCGGGUAUCUUGGCCAGUAUAAGUCGUAGCAACAGGGAUUUACUGAAGGACACUAGACGCGAGUAUUAGGCAAUCGACAUAGAAAGUUGCUA